Messenger RNA from Parascedosporium putredinis, 2595 nucleotides. Lineage: Eukaryota; Fungi; Ascomycota; Sordariomycetes; Microascales; Microascaceae. The record is from the annotation of a GenBank genome assembly.
AUGGAUCGCCCCAUCAAGGUCAUCCAAGCCCCGACCAAGCCCACUUGGAUCACCAAACUCGUUUUACGCGCCCUCGCCCUCAUUUUCGGAAUCUCCCUGAUCGGCCUCAUCGGCGCGAUCGCCGCCAUCCACAGGUAUUCCUACUACGACGAUGGCUACUACUAUUCCAGCUCCGAUGCCUGGCUGCCCCUCGCCAUCGUAGGCGGCCAGAUCAUCGUCUCCAUCUGCUGGAACAUUGCCGAGAUCAUCUCCAUCCUCGUCCGCCGAGGUCACCGCGGAACCCACCCGGGCGCGUGCGUCGGCAUGGAUCUGCUCCUCUGGAUCGGCGUCCUCGUCGGCAUUAGCAUGUUGGGUGCGUUUUGCUGGGGCGCGACCUGCGGCUACGAUUUCGACGAGGAUGGUGAUGAGGGGCCUGCCGUCCUGUCUCGCACCAAGGCUCUCCUUGGACUUGGCUCGAUUCUCACCUUCCUUCACAUCGUACUCUUCUGCAUCGCCUGCUGGGAGACCAGCGUCCGGAAUAGCGUCCCCAAGGUGGUUCUUGACCGCAACGGCGCCCCUUUGCGGCCCGCUCCGGGUGACGCCAAGAUGUACCAGCAGCCCCAGGUCUAUUAUCCCCCUCAGCAACCUAUUCCACACGCCGGUACCAUCCCUGUUCAAAACUUGGGGACUGGUCCUGCGCCCGGCCACCCCGAGGCCAAGGUUUCCGAGUAUUAUGCUCGCGCUGAACCGGUCCAUCAACAGGGCGGACCCGCCCUGUCCUGCGUCGAGUGCCGGCGCCGCAAGAUCAAGUGCGAUCGGGAGAACCCUUGCGCGCAUUGCGUAGCCGCAAAGUCCGAGUGCUCCUACAAGACGUUUAACAACCGUUCUUCCGCCCCCGGGAGCUGGAACACGCUCAAGCACGCUGUCGGCAAUGUGCCGCAGGACACACCUGAUUCUGAUUCGGCUCCAGUUUCAGCGCUGCUAAAUACCCCUGCGCUCGACGUGGUCAAUGGCACGGCCCGGAGAUCCCACCCGACGCAGCAGCAAGCGGACGAGUCGGUGGUCUUUCGCGAUCUUCUCGAUAGGGUACGUAGGCUCGAAGCUACUCCUGCUUCGAGCCUGGCUCCAACUCGCAGCCCCUCCGACGCGAGCCGGGAUGUCCUAUCACUUCAGACGGGACCUAUCCAGGAUGCGCAAAUCUUGUUAAACAAGACCAGGGUGCUUCGUUGGAGUUUCUGGACAGGCAUGUCUGAAGAGCUCAUGCCUAUAAUAUCCUGCUUCAGCGAGGCGUGCAAGCCCACUGGGAAAGGACCCUUCGCACAAGAGGACAUCGCGCCCGUGGUCGCCGACAUGGGCCGUCUCCUUCGCAAAUGCAAAAUGAUUGCCAAAGAUCUCAAGGCAUCUCGGCCCAGUAGAACCCUCUCCUCCACCGAGGUCCACCUAUACCCUCCGGCCCGCGAGACGGCGGAUAAACUGGUCCACCUGUAUUUCCAGUCCUUCGAAUCCGUCUACCGCAUCCUGCACAGGCCAACCUUCAUGGCCGAGUACCGCAACUACUGGGACGAUCCCACCGCCGCCACCGACGCCACCCGCCUCAAGCUCCUCCUCGUCAUCGCCCUCGGGUCGAGCAUCCAGGAGCUUGACGGGAGCGACCCGUUCCUCGACGAGCAGACCCACUCGUGGGUGUAUGCCGCCCAGACGUGGCUGGCCGGACCCUUGGAAAAAGACCGCCUGAACAUUGCGGGGCUCCAGGUCCACUGCCUGACUAUUCUGGCGCGGCAGGUAUUCUCCAUGGGCCUGCACCGCGACCCGGACCGCCUACCUUCCAUGUCGUUGCUCACCGCGGAGAUGCGUCGGCGGCUCUGGGCCACCAUCCUAGAAAUGACGGUGCAGGCAUCCCUUGACGCUGCCAUGCCGCCCCGCAUUUCCUUUGACGAUUUCGAUACCCGUGCCCCGCGGAACUGCAACGACGAAGACUUGAGCGAAUCGUCCACGGCCGGACAGGAGCAGCACCCGAGGCAAGAAUUCACCGAAACAUCCAUCCAGCUCAUCCUGUAUGACUCGCUACCCACUCGCCUCCGCAUCCUUCGAUUACUAAACGAUCUCCACUCGGAGCUGUCCUACCCCGACGUUCUCCGCCUAAGUUCCGAGAUCACGGACAUCUGCCGAGGCCUCGACACCGCCACCGCCAUCGGCACCCCGGAGCCCGACGACGCCUUUACCCGCCUGUCCAUCGCCGGCGGCGGCCUCUUCAAGGAAGGGUUCCGCUACGCCAUGUCCGCCAUCGGUCUCGAGCUCGUCACGCGCGUCGAGGAGCGCCGCCUCGACGGGACGCUGCGCCGCCCGUCCGAGUACUGCGAGGGUCUGAAGCGUACCUUGCGCUCGAUGCUGGCGCUGAGCCUGGAGCGCGUGCGGGCGGGCGAGACUAAUGUUAAAGGCCACAUGUUUCUGCAGAUGAUUCUGGCGCAGGCGGAGGCCAAGGAGGCGGGGGUGCCGUGCGAGCUGCAUAUUGCAACGGCGGCGAGGGAGAGUUUGGAGCUGUGCUAUGGGGUUUUGAGGGAGAGGGCGGAGGUUGCGCGGCUCGGGUGUGCGGAUGUGAAUGCGGAUACUCCCUGA